Molecule: messenger RNA, 3741 nt
Organism: Prorocentrum cordatum
Lineage: Eukaryota; Dinophyceae; Prorocentrales; Prorocentraceae
Source: the annotation of a GenBank genome assembly
GCCAAGGCGAAGUGGGAGCGGACCAUCGACUGCAUGAUCAAGUGGCUCUACGGCAUCAUGGGAUCGCAAGGAGCCCGAUGGUCGCCCGUCAUCCUCACGGAUCUGAACGCGCAGUUCUCGGAGGUGGAGGGGGUGACGGGCGAGCACCACCUGGGGACCUUCACGCGCACGAGCGAGCUCAUGUCGGCCUUGCUCGCCGCACACCAGAUGCGAGCGAUCAACACAUACUACAGUCAGGCGGGCCCCACGUACUACAACAAAGGGGUGGCCAAGACGCUUGACUAUAUUUGCAUUCCGCAGGAGUGGCACAAGUCUACGAUGUGGUGCAGGACGCUGAUACGGUCGGCAUGGAAAUUGCAGCUGCACAACUUGAGUGGCUUAUGGGAUCAUGUUCCUUUGGCGGCAUGCUUCGAUUUGCGCGUCAUCGCGGAGCCGUACAGCCCGACUUCGCAGGUCACCAUCGACAAAGAGACGGUGGCGCGCAUGCUGCAACUGGGACAUAGGCGAGCUGAAUUUGUUGGAAGAGUUGAGCAGUACCUGAGAAGUAAGCGGAACGACUUGUCCAGCAAAGGCCUGGAGGAGCGGCCCGACUACGCCAACGCGGUGAUCCAUGAGGCGAUCAGAGCAGCAGCAGAAGUUUGUUGUUCAGAGUCUUUCGGAUAUACGGAGAAUCACAAAGCUCAUGCUCGAGAGGUACGGCAACUACUUCGACAACGGCGAGAAGUGCGAGAGCAUUUUGCCCAUUUAUCGCACUACGUGGGCUGGACGCAAGAGUACCUGCAGGAGAUCCCAGGCCAGAUUGUCAAUGGUGGGAUUCUCCUAUCUGAGCUGAAUAUGAACCCAGAGCUGGUCACGAUCGAGGAGUGGAUCCAGAUGGCUAGCAGUUUUCUUGGCUCUGAAAGAUAUCGAGAACUGGUUGCAAUGGGACUCGAAGUAUCUCAGAUCCAGCGCAUCAUCGACAGCACGAUCCUGAUGCAGCGGCUCAAGCUCUUGAGCAAAUGGUUGACCAAGCAGAAGCAGCAGUACUGGCGCGAGGUCACGGCGCUGAGGUGCGACGAGCUUAUGAGAGCGGUGAAGGCUAACGAUUUUCAUCAGGUUCACAAGAUGGCACGAUUAUUGGCGCAACGUAAUCGAGGAGGGCGAAAACGAGUCUUUGGACGGCAUCGGAUCGCUGGCGACGUCACCUCAUGGAUCGAGAAGAUGCAGAAGGCAGGCCCUAGUGGUGGAUGCUCCGCUGAGAUUCGCACAGAGCAGCAGAUUCGGCAAGCUCGCGAACCAGCCACCAGAGUGGAGUACACCAGGGAGGAGAUCAACGACGAGAUCCAAGGUAUCGUGUCAGCAGCGUGGAAGGCAAGAUUGUGGCGAUCUUCACCUUCAUGGAGUUCGAGUGUAGAGUUAUUGAGAUGUAUGAUGUUCCCGAAAUGGACUAACAAGCGGAUGGUAGCACGACGUCACGGCUUAGGACACGUACCAGAAGUUGAGCAGCUACAGACGCCCCAGUUUUACUUCUUCCUUCGAGCGAUGGUGGAGGCAAUUCUUUUUACGCAGAGGUUACCACUGGCUUGGCUUCGAGCGAAGGCAGCCCCAAUUCCGAAGGGUAACGAGAAGGAAGGGGUCGACGGCGAGAGAGUGGUCAUGGUGAUAUGUACUAUAGCUAAGUUCCACUACAGACACAUGCUUAAGAAGGCCUUGAUGGAGGACAUCCCGAGCUGGGCUUACGGAGCGCUCCGGUCCCGUAGGCGCGAGGGAGCAGUCGUCGUGCAGUCGUGCGGGGCGUGGCGUAUGCAGAAGAUGGGGGUCCAGCACGCGAGGAGGCUGCACGACGCCACCAAUGCGUUUUUUUCGAUCAAGACGGGCAGGCUCGAUCAGAUUGUCUUGCAGCACUUGGACGAGCGUCAUAUCACAAUGAUGCUAGAUCGUAUUCGAUGGGCACAUUUUGUAUUCGAGGGCUCGCCUCACAUGCUGUUGAUGCACGAGGGGUGUAUGCCAGGCGACCCGAUCAUGGUUUUCCUCUUCGUCAUGGCGUACGCGCGAGGGCUCGAGAGCUACGCCCAGGAUGAGAUUAACCACGUGGAGGUGAUGUCCCCAUGGACGGGUCAGCGAGAACAGGCAGCACUAACGUUGUUCGUCGACGACGUGGCGGAUAUGUUCAAAUUCGAGAACAGGCAGGCCGCAACUCGUGAGGGACGAGUGCAGAAUGGCGCUGUAACACAGAGGCUGGGAGAGAUGGGACUUGAGCAGAACGUGGCGAAGCAAGAGACUGUCCCUUAUUGCUGCGGGGUGGGUGCGUACAAGCUCGAGCGCGAGAUUCUCCAGGACACCGUGCUUGAAGGACAUGCAGCAGCGACAGCACGAUACCUCGGGGUGCGGCUCACGGCACGGUUCGCUAUUUCAGUGGAGAUAGGAUAUCGGUUUAUCGCCGCGAAGGCGGCAUGGGGCUCCAUGGGCAACUUCUGGACGUCCAAUGUAUCGCAGAAAUGGAAGGUGAGUAUCUACAAAGGAUACGUAAUUAAUGCCAUGAUGACGGGCAUCGAGACGUUCGUGAAAAAAGAUGGUCCGAUGAAAGUGUCAGAUUUUCAGAGCAUGGAAUCGUUUAUCGCCAGAAGGGGGAGAGUCAUCUUCGGAGGGGUCUCGACUACUAGGCAAGACGGCAGUGUUCGUUCGCUGACGAAUCUCGAGGUGAUGGUGAAGCUAGGGUCGGCCAGCUUGUUCGUCGAGGCCAGGAUUCGGAGGCUCAAGUGGCUUCAACAGUUGUUAUCGAACCUGAGCGUCGCGGACCAGGUGUUAGGUGUAGUGUUUGGCUCUAUCAGAGCCUCCCAGAAAUCGCAGGAGACCGUUCGGGACGACAACUGGAAGGACGCCAAUCCGUGGGCCCGCCAGUGGCUCCAAGAUAUAUUGAGCUUAGAGGUUUACGACGACGGGGAGGUGUUUCUGGAUAGGUAUGAUAGGCAACCCGUUCGAGCGAUUCUGGAGGGCAGGGAGGAUUUCAUCCAGCUGGACCUCUUGGGGCUCAGGGCUCACUUCCCCGCCCCCAACGUGCCGCCCAAGAAGCACAAGUCGCAGGACUCAGAGGACGUGCUGGUGCGCAAGAUGGUGGUGCAGCUCGAGGCGAGGAUGCGGGCAGUGGAGUGCGGCAACGCAGUGCAGAUUCACAUGCCAGCCGAAUCGGUCCUGGUGAAGAACGGUCAGCAGAAGUACCAAGAGUAUCUCAAAGUGACGAAAGAGGAGGGCCCCAAGCACCAAAGGGGGCCGCCCGAACUCCAGCUAUUUUCAGCGGCUCUCAAAGAUAUCGAGAACUGGUUGCAAGCGGAAAGCUCCCCACAGCUCCAGCGGUUCAAGGGUGUGCCCGCCCGUCUGGCGUUGAUGCUGCAGCAUGGCAACGAGAGCGACGCGGGAGAAUGGAUCAAGGACUUUACGUACAGUCCGAUGUACGACACGAAGAAGAUCAGGCUCGCGAUGUGCCUGCGCGGCAGCGUCGUGGUGUGCAGCACGAAGGAGGCCGACGACGAGUACACCGAGCAGCAGAAGGCAGCUUGGGGAGGAGCGCCGACCGAUCCCGCCUACGAGGCGAGCCUUCAGCGGACGCCGCUCGAGCUGGUCCGCCUUGGCGACAAGCAGAAGACCGUGGAGCUGAUGCACCUGAUGGGAAUCCUCCUCCGCGCGAUGGGCGGCGUCAAGAAGGCGGGCAAGGUUCCUCGCGGGGAGAUGCCCAAGCAGCUGCUGGGCAAGAAGAAAGAAUAG